Carassius auratus (goldfish) is the source of this 4105-nucleotide messenger RNA. RefSeq names its product inward rectifier potassium channel 13-like. Gene Ontology annotation, biological process: regulation of monoatomic ion transmembrane transport; potassium ion import across plasma membrane. The transcript is spliced from 5 exons. Lineage: Eukaryota; Metazoa; Chordata; Actinopteri; Cypriniformes; Cyprinidae. Gene Ontology annotation, cellular component: plasma membrane. Gene Ontology annotation, molecular function: inward rectifier potassium channel activity. The record is from RefSeq and is a predicted model, not a curated record. The coding region runs from base 616 to 1698 and encodes 360 amino acids.
UAAAACAAAACCGGAAUUGAAUGAGACCGGAAUGAAACUCGACUCGGUUCUUUUAAAAUCCAAUAAACUGAACAGUUUAGAGAUUCAGGAUGUGCGCGCGCAUCACACACUCAUCGCGUCCACAUAUUUGAUCAAGCUCCUCGUGCGAGAUGAAGAGAAGCGACCGUUAUUAAUCCAUCACGGCUCGCGCAUCCAGCGGGAAAACACUGUCGCGCUCCCAGACGACACGGUCGUUUAAAUGUCACUUAAACUCACAAUUUUCUACUACGAAGACCAUGAGUCGAGUCAUCAUCAGAAAAAGUGUCAGUGGUCACUAAGGAGGCGGCGUUCCCAUUUCAACCCUAUUGGGAAUAUCAUAACGUCUGGAUUCCUAUUUAAAGAACCUACUUUAGAGAUCACGCUCCUGCGAUGUUAGACGCGGCCUAUUCAACGCGAGCGAUGCCAGAGGCUCUUAAUCAUCUACAUAAGGAUCUGGAUUGGAUUGGAGAAUCUACGGUUCCUCACGUUCUAGAUCUCACUUGAAAGUUUAACUCUUCAUCAAAAACCACUGAGGAAUCCCUAAUAAACCCCAAAGAGAGAAAAUUGGUGCCAGCCGCUCCCCAACUUUAAAUCACCAUGACAAGCACCACCAGCGACCAAAAGGACACCUCCUGCCCCCUGAUGUCCAAACCUCACUGUCAGCGGCUGGUCAGCAAGGACGGCCGGAGCCUGAUGCGAGGCAGUGCCCCGGGCUGCAGAGAGACGUGGUUCGGGGCCCUGCGGGACAUGUGGGGGACGUGGCUGGCGCUGCGCUGGCGUUGGGUGGUGCUGGCGUUCUGCAGUUCAUUCCUCCUUCACUGGCUGCUGUUCGCGGUGUUGUGGUAUCUGCUCGCCCGUGUCAACGGAGACCUGGAGGUGCCUGAUCAUAACUCUCCACCGCCUGGCCAUGUGCUGUGUGUCAAACACGUGACGGGCUUCACCGCCGCCUUCUCUUUUGCCCUCGAGACACAGCUGACCAUCGGGUACGGCACUAUGUACCCUAACGCUGACUGUCCAACCGCCAUAGCCCUGCUCGCCCUGCAGAUGCUGCUGGGACUCAUGCUGGAGGCCUUCAUCACCGGUGCAUUCGUUGCUAAAUUCUCCCGCUCUCAAAAGCGCUGUGGUGGGAUCCUGUUCAGUCCUCAGGCUGUAGUGUGUGAGGUCAGAGGUCAGCGUUGCCUGAUGUUCCGCGUCUGUAACCUGCUUCCACGGCCGCUGGUGGACGUGUGCGUGAGCGCCGUUCUCUACGAAGAAAGUGACAACCACGAACUCCACCAAACAGCGAUAGAAUUCAGUGUCGAUAACCUGGGGUCACGACCUUGCCCACUUUUCCUGUCACCUCUGACCUUUUAUCACCCUCUAACUCCAACCAGCCCUCUAAACAGCGCCACAAGCAGCAAAAACUUCGAGCUGGUGGUGUUCCUCACCGCUUCUCAGGAGAGCACAGGCUCCGGAUACCAGAAGAAGACGUCGUACCUGCCCGACGAGAUCCAGUACGGAAGCUGCUUCACCAAGGUGACCUCUCGACACGGAAAAGGCCGGGGGAAAGCCGAAAGCAUGCGCUAUUUUGACACGCAGCCCAGUCCUCUCACACUCCCAAACACACACACCGGCGACACACUGGAGAAAGAGCACGUGUCGGUCCAGAUCAACGGAGAAGGCUGUGACCGGCUGGAGUAGCAGUGCUUUGUUUUUUAGAGUAGCUUUAGAAUUCUCUGCUCAUGAAAAGGGCAUUUCAUUUCAUUUCACAACACAACCUCAAGUUUAUGACUUUUUAUCCCAAAAGACAACCUCAGUUAGUUAGGAUCUGAUAUGUCAACCCAUCCCAUUAGAAACACAUCAAAACCAUUUUUGCUGCUACGGACACAUUUUUGUUUUCCAGAGCAACACAGAUGAGUGACAGCUGCUUAAGAUCUUGUCGGUAAUAAGAGGAAUCUCCAAUAAUUGUAAGUUGAAAUUCUUCACCCUGAAAACCAAUCGUUUGAGCCCUUAUUUAUUCGGUGACUGGACCAUGUCACUGUGGUACCUGUAAUGUACAUAUCUGAGUAGAAAGGCCUGUUUUAAAAAAGUGCUACACACAGAGCUGGGUAGAUUACUUAAAAACUAGUCUGUUACUGAUUACAAAUUACAUGAUGGAAAUGAAAGUUUGUAAUGUAAUCUGCUGGAUUACACACAUCAGAUGAAGUAUUCAGAUUACUUUUAGACUACUUUUUGACCUCUUCGAAUAUAUUCACAAAACACUGCCAUUGUGUAAUUCUGUAAUCUAUAAAAAAGUAACUGUAAUCAAAUUAUGAGCAUUUUUAGAAAGUACUCAAUUUUAGGAAGCUGAUUACAUUGUGCAGUACCUCUGUUACUAUCCAGCACUGGCUACACAGACAUGAGUGAUCCUUGUCAAGAAAGUAUUUUUAUCUAAAUUUAUCUUUUAACUAAAUGUUAUGGAUAGUUCAACCAAAAAUGAAAACUCUGUCAUCAUGUACUGUACAGAUGUGGAUGCUCAUUCAUUAACAUAGAGCGUUGCAGUCGAUACAUUUUUUGUAGGCCAACCCGGAAAUUCACUGUGGUUUGCUCGAAAAAAAAAAACAAUUAUAUUUUCCCAGUUUUUUUUGGGGGGGGGGGGUUAUUGCAUAAAUUGAGGUUGGUGGCUAACAAAAGUUUAUUAUUCUUACAUGUUAAAAGUAAAAAGUAAACAUGGGCUAUAAAUAAACUACAACAUGGUCGCAUGACUUUAAAGUCACCACAAUUCGGCUACAACAACUCUUUAUUUGUAACGUUUUCCCUGAGAGUCUGUGUUAAAAUAGCUUGCAAUAGUUUGACUAUAAACACAGAGGCUGUAAAAGCAGACCAGAAUUGAGAAGAUAAGUUUAUCUGUUCUGCACACUGACGUUUAACAUCGUCAUCAGCCUCUGUAGUCACAUUUAGACACUUGUUGAGACCUCCUUUUUGAAGACAAGUGAAAGAUUUAAAAAAACAAAGGAGUAUUACUAGGGGAUUUUUAUGUUGUAGAGUAAAAUAACUUUAGUUUAACCACAGACUUUAUGGAAAACCCAAUCAAAAGAAACAAACAACAAAAACAAAAAAACACUAUUAGUCAACCAAAUGCUUGUUUCUGGGUUUUGGCCUACAAAAAUAUGUCAUCCCUGCAGCACUUAUUAUUAUGAAAUACUCAGUGGAAAUAAAAUGACCUUUUUUAUAAUUGGUUGAACUAUAUCUUCAAAGUGUUCAUUAACACCCCUAUUAAGUGCCUUCUGACAAACUUUAAUUUUUUUCACCAAAGUCAUGAAAUGGACUUUUGGAUGAAGACAUUGAGUGAACAUUAACAGUGAUGUAAAUAAUAAAGUAUAUAGAUAAAUAUAUAGAUUAUUUACUAGAUUAUUUUUGGGAAAUAAAAUCUCAGUAUUAUCAGUGGAAUGCAAUCUAUGCAAUAAAAGAAAUAAUAAAAAAAAAAUAGCACAAUCCUAUCGGUGGCACAACACUGUAUGAUUUUUAGUCUCUAGGUGACUAUAUAGCACAUGCAUUGUCUGUCUGUCAUUCAGGAAAGACUCACUGCUUUCACUUUAUUAUUAUAUGUAUAAAGCAUGAUUGUAAGACUCUGGAAGGCUGGAAAAGCUUUGUAUUAAUUCAGUUUCCUACAAACAUGCCACAAAUCAAUUUCCUUCAAGCUACACGGAGUGGCAACUGAUCUGUAAAAAAAAAAGUCUUUAUUUUGAUCUGUGGAACACAAAACUGGAGUAAAAUAUCUGUGAACAUGUUGUGGUUUUUGUUUUUUAUUCCUUACAGAACACUUUAUGCUUUAUUAGCAGUAAAUAUUACAUAGUUAACACAACUUAUGUCAUCAAACCACUUCUUUUGUGUGUGUUGUUGACCAAAUCCUGUGCUGCCAUCUAAAGGCUCUUUAGAGAAAAGAAAUGCCACAGAUACAACAAUUAUUACAUUUAGCACAUAUGGAAUUAUACAUAUUAUAUCUAUUUUUUUUUUUUUGGAAAAAUACAGUAAUUUAAUGGGCUUUACGUAAUUGGCAAAACAUUAGAGUUACAGGUAGAUUUUAUGAAAAUAUGUAGAAAGCAGUUAACAAAAAAAGAAAAGAAAA